AUGGCCCAAACUGAUGCCGCUCCGCUCCCGGAGGGUAUUUUCUCUCUGCUAGAUACCGACUUGUAUAAGUUGACGAUGCAAUGCGCCGUCCUCAAGUACUUCCCGGAUGUUUAUGUUACAUAUGGUUUCACGAAUCGUACCCCGCAUAUGAAGUUAACGCGGGGUGCUUACAAAUGGCUUCUAGCGCAGAUGGAUGCGCUUGCGAAUAUCCGAAUCACGAAUGAGGAAAUCGAUUUCUUGAAGCAGCGCUGCCCGUACUUCAAUCACGCCUACCUGAACUACUUGACCAGCUUCAAGCUCAACCCAUCCGAACAGAUUGAGAUCCACUUCACCCCGGAGCAGGAUACUGGCAGUGAUGAUGAUAUGGGCAGUGUGGACUAUGUUAUCAAGGGUUUGUGGGUCGAGACAAUCUUGUACGAGAUCCCGCUGCUGGCCCUGACGAGUCAGGCCUACUUCAUGUUCAGCGAUAAGGACUGGGACUACAGCAAUCAGGAGGACAAGGCAUUCCGGAAGGGUUGCGCCCUGUUGGAGCAUGGCUGCAUUUUCUCCGAGUUUGGAUCGCGAAGACGGCGCGACUAUCAUACACACGACUUGGUUAUGAAAGGGUUAUACCAGGCUGCCGAAGAAGGGAAGAAGCAGGGCUGGAAGGGCCAAUUCACUGGCUCGAGUAAUGUCCACUUUGCCAUGAAGUAUGGGGUUGCACCUGUCGGCACUGUGGCCCAUGAAUGGUAUAUGACCAUCGCCGCCAUCACGGAUGAUUACGAGAAUGCGAACGAGAUAGCCUUGCGGUACUGGCUUGGCUGUUUUGGCGAAGGAGUUUUGGGUAUUGCACUGACCGACACCUUCGGCACGCCUGCUUUCCUCGAUGCAUUCCGGAAACCUAUUCCUGCAUUCACCAGUGCAGGUGUUGGUGCAGUCGCUACCACCGCCUCAGGACCCAGCACGAUGACCUCAUCGACAGUACAGAGCGAGGCCGAGACCAAGCCCCCGAUUGCGGCCCCUCUUCAUGAUGCUCAAGGCGAGCAUUCCACCAAGACAUACGCCCAGGUCUACGCUGGUGUUCGCCAAGACUCGGGCGAUCCCACGUACUUUGUGAAGAUGGUGCGGGAUUUCUACGACCGAGAGGGGGUCAAAGAUCCGAAGACUAUUGUUUUCUCGGACUCAUUGGACAUUGAGCAUUGUCUCGAGUACAAGGUGAUUGCCGAGGAAGCCGGGUUCAAUCCUGUCUUUGGGGUGGGAACCUUCUUCACUAAUGACUUCACGAACAAAUCCAAUGGUGAAAAAUCCAAGCCGCUCAACAUCGUCAUCAAGAUCGCCACUGCCAAUGGCCGUCCGGCCGUGAAGCUGAGCGACAACAUGGGCAAGAACACGGGAGACAAGGAGACCGUCCAAAGCGUCAAGAAGAAGCUUGGAUACGUCGAGAACCAAUGGGAAGAGGGCGACGAAAGCAAUCGCUGGGCUCGCAAGUAG
Molecule: messenger RNA, 1470 nt
Organism: Aspergillus sclerotioniger CBS 115572
Lineage: Eukaryota; Fungi; Ascomycota; Eurotiomycetes; Eurotiales; Aspergillaceae
Product: nicotinate phosphoribosyltransferase
Exons: 5
Coding region: 1-1470 (489 amino acids)
Biological process (GO): NAD+ biosynthetic process
Molecular function (GO): nicotinate phosphoribosyltransferase activity
Source: RefSeq, a predicted model, not a curated record